This is a messenger RNA of Pneumocystis jirovecii RU7, 420 nucleotides long. RefSeq lists its product as uncharacterized. Bases 1 to 420 code for a protein of 139 amino acids. The transcript has 3 exons. NCBI's taxonomy places the organism in Eukaryota, Fungi, Ascomycota, Pneumocystomycetes, Pneumocystales, Pneumocystaceae. The record is from RefSeq and is a predicted model, not a curated record.
AUGUUACUUGGGGUUCAAGCACAACUAGAAAGCUAUUUGGUGAUCUUAUGUACAUUAAGUGUUGCAUGUAUAUUACGUCCACACAAAGUUCUUGAACAAGGUCUUAUUUAUGUUUUAGGAGAUGCAAUGAAUCUGGCACGACCAAGCGAGGAUCCAACAUGUGUAGUAGUUGGUGGAUUGCUGUUGUUUCAAGUAUUUUUUAUUUAUCUUUUUGCAUUGCUUAAAACGGAUAUGAUGUUUUUUAAAGAUUUAGCACCAUUUCGAACAAUACAGGCUUUUGUAUUAGUACUAUGGAUUUAUUUUUCAAAUAAUCCAGCAAUGUCAAAUGGAUUAACAUUUACUUUUGCUUUUUUCGACUUAAUAUGGCAAUUUUGGAUGUUUGUUAGCUUUCGAGGAUACAAACCACCGGUAAAAACAUAA